ACAAAACGAAAGUAGUGCUAGUGACAUUUCUAGAGCCUAAACUUAUCUGCAGGGUUAAAAUUUAAUUUCCUUUUUCUUAUACACCUCCGUUUUAUUUUAAUUUUCCGUUUUAGCCUUUUAUGAAAAGUAUUGUGUUAUAUUAUUAUUUCUUUCCACAUCUUUAUGCACAUUAUACUUCGGUUGACAUCGCGUGAAUACGCCCUUGAAAAUAGUGAUACAUACAAAAAGUCUAAAGUCAGCAUAGCAACAACACUUCAAUACGUUUUAUUACUAUUUUAAGGAAUACAGGAUUGGUCACUCCAUGUGUGCCUUGUUUGAGAUGUUGGUUGAUGGUGCAAGGCAAUAUAUAAACAGUGAAGUUAAUAUAUGAUAGCUGUGAACUAUUGUAAGUUUCCAGAUUCUUACUUACUGUAUAUAUAUUAAGAUGAUAACCCGGAGAUGGUUCCAUCCUUCUUUGAAUGGCGUGGACGCAGAAAAACUGCUUUUAGAACGUGGUCGAGACGGUUACUUUAUUGCUAGACCAAGUAUGAGCAAUAAGGGAGACUUUACUUUGUCUGUGAGAAGGGGCACGGAGGUGACUCAUAUAAAGAUACAAAACAAUGGUGAGUUUCUUGAUCUCUAUGGAGGUGAAAAAUUUGCCACCUUAUCAGAACUUGUUCAAUUUUACAUGGACAACCAAGGUCAGUUGCGCGAAAAGAAUGGCAGCAUUAUUAGAUUAAAAACACCAUUGAACUGCGCGGAUCCUACUACAGAGCGCUGGUACCACGGGCAGCUGACCGCCAAAGAUGCGGAACGCAUGAUGCUUGAAAAUGGCCGCAGUGGAUCUUUUCUUGUGAGAGAAUCGCAAAGGCAGCCCGGUGAUUUUGUGCUCUCUGUGCGAACGAGGGACAGGGUUACACAUGUUAUAGUAAGGCGAAAGGACAAUAAAUACGACGUUGGUGGCGGUCUGCAGUUUGAUGAUCUUGUUAGUCUCGUAGAACAUUAUCGCAACUACCCUCUGGUCGAGACGACCGGAGACGUCCUCAGACUUAUUCAACCAUUUAAUGCCACUCGCAUUCAAGUGCAGCAUUUCCACACGCGUGUCAAACAACUUCAAAAGGAAAAUGAGGGUCCAAUUGAAAGUAUGGCUUAUAAACAGGGAUUUUGGGAAGAAUUUGAAACAUUACAGAUGAUGGAGAACUUACAAUUGUUCGACCGAAUGGAAGGUUCUAAACCAGAGAAUAUAAGAAAGAAUAGAUACAAAAACAUUAUUCCUUUCGACCAUACUCGUGUUAUCUUGAAAGACAUCCCCUCAGACGCUCCACCAGGCUCCGAUUAUAUUAACGCGAAUUACAUUCGAUCUGAUUUCAUCGAUACCACAGCAGACGCACACGAUUCGAACGAUACUUACGAGAACACUAAACCAAAUGGCUCUUCAAAAUGUAAAGACAAAUCUAUUCACACUCCCGUUAUUGUUACUGAAGAAACUCCAAGCGAGACAGGGAAAACAAACGGAAACGGAACUUAUAAAUCACCCAAAUUGGAUCAAUCUGUAUUGCGUCCAAUUCCGCACCCGAUUAACACGUUAGAGAAAAAGAAGAAAAAACUCGUUAAUGGUGAUCCUGAUAGUGUUUACAGCAAACUAUAUAUUGCAACUCAAGGUUGCCUUUCAACAACAAUUUAUCAGUUCUGGUCAAUGAUUUGGCAGGAGGAUGUACGUAUAAUAAUCAUGACGACUAAGGAGAUUGAACGCGGCAAAGUGAAAUGCGAACGCUACUGGCCUGAACUCAAUAAAACAGAAGUUAUUAAAAAAUAUACAAUAUACAAUGAAUCGGAAUCAUCAACUCAAGACUACACAUUACGACGAUUUCUUGUCACUAAAAAAGAUGAGCAGGAUGUGAAGAGAACAAUUUAUCACUUCCACUUUACUGCAUGGCCUGAUCAUGGAGUGCCGUCUGAGCCGGGGCGCGUCUUAAAUAUUUUGCUGGACGUAAACUUCAGGCUGCAACAAAUAAUGACUGGACCGGAGCCCCCAGCGCAGGCUGUGGUCUGUGUCCAUUGUUCUGCGGGUAUUGGUCGGACCGGCACAUUUAUUGUCAUUGAUAUGUUAUUGGACCAAAUAAGAAAAGAAGGGUUUGAUUGCGAGAUAGACGUGCACCGAACUGUCCAGAUGGUAAGAGAUCAGCGUUCUGGCAUGGUGCAGAACGAAGCCCAGUACAAAUUUAUUUAUAUGGCGUUGUUAGAAUUUAUUGAAACAGAAAAGCAGCGGGUUGGAUUAGUUGCGCCAGAACCGGCGCCCGAUUCACCGCGUAUAUGAUGUAAAUAUACAUUUAGAGUAGGUCAUGUUAAUGCUAUGAAAAGUUUAAUUAUUCGAAAGUAUAAGAAGCUGUCUCAUACAGGUCCAAGGCGCUAAUAUAAAAGAAUAAUUUGUAGCUAUUUGAGGGUAUGUUCCGAUAUGCACUGCACAGUACUAUCACUGUAGAAAAAUUCGUUCCGCUAUGGACUGCCAGUAUACUGCCGCAGUCGACUACGGAAAUAUAUGACGUCAUAAUUCGCCGCCAUAUUCUACUGUGAGCACUGGCGUUUUCGAGGUAAGGUACUCGCAGUACUUUGAUCACGUGAUUAGUCAAAACCACUCGAGUGCCUAAUGUUUUAUAAACAAUCCCUACAGUUUAAUCCCAAAUAUUUUUAAUUUGACAGUACUCCAACAACAGUUUUUUUAAUGAACUAGAAAACUUUAAUACACUCAUUUGAAUGCUGCGUCAACAAAUGCGGCUGACAGUAUAUGGGAUUGCGUUCCGUUUUAAACAGUAACCAGUAUAACUGGCUAUAAAGGAACAGCUUCACAGUAUACUAAAAUGACGUCACACUGUACAGUGGUCGCAGUGCAUAUCGGUACAUACCCUGAAUCUAUAGUAGAGAUGCUUUGUUUUAUGUUAAUGUCAUAAGUUGAUUGAUACUUAUAAUCUAAAUAAUAUGUAUUUUCACAAUGCUAUGUUAAAUUUAAUACUUAUUAUUAUUAUUACUAAUACUAAAUUACACCUAACAAUACUAAAAUGGUUAAUAGGUAAAUCCACUGUAAUAAUGAAUUAGUUAUUUAAUAUGGUGAAGCACUGAAUAGUUGUGUAGAGAUUGUUUCAAAUUAAGCUAUUUUAUAAUGUUUUUAUUUUGUUAUAAAUAAGAAUAUUAAUGAAUUCGAAAUGCAUUAUAAAUACUUUGUACCUAAUACAUUACAUUAGGAGAGAAGAAGUGUGUCGGUGAUUGUUAUAUAAAAUAUUGAAACCUGGUGAUAAAGUUUCAAAUUAUUGCUUUAAUGAAUAAUAUGAAGUUGUGAGGUUGGCUUCAAAGUGAUCUCGAAUUGCUUCUUGAAUUAGAGAGAGUAUAUUUUUUUUUAUAUUUUUUAAAGUCCCGUAACAAGGAGGUAGAAAAUAAAUUUGUUUAUUCCAAGACGUUCAAAUUCGACAAUUAAUAAAUACCUCAUCUAAUAAUCCUUAAAAUUGUUAAUAUAUAAUGUAGUGUUUAGAUAUAUUAUAUAUAGAGCUUUUUAUCAUAAGUAUAGUAUUAUAUAAUAUUUUUUUAUAAAAAAACGAUUCGGCGUUUUCAGUAAUGGGGUUUCAAAUUAUUUUAUUUUAUGCCAAAAGAUGUGAAUUUUGUUUUGUAAAUUUUAGUACCUACUAAUUUUUGUUCAUUUUGAUAUUGUUUAUUGUAUUAUGUUUAUGUAACUAUUUAUAUCGAAGUUAAAUAAGGUGCUGUUAAAUAAAACAACACCCAGCUAGGGUGGCGGUGCAUUAGAAAGAAAUAUUUUAUUUCUAUUAAGUACAUAUUAUAAAGUGGCAAUACUUCUGAGUGUUAUAUGGUGAAUAUCGCAACUCGCGACCUGUUUGUAAAUAUUAUUUUAUUUAUUGAUAUACAUAAUAAAUUGAUAACGAUUAUUGUAAUACUAGUGCCUUUCAAUAAUUUCAUUUUAUUUGCUAUUUAGAAAUAUUUAUAAUACACGGAUGAAAUUAAUGUUUAAUACCGAUAAUGUUAUAUUAAAAUUCACUUUUCAAUUUAAUAAGUUGUUGGGAUUUUGUUCACGUGAUAUUCCAAAAUGUAGGAAAGCUGAGCUUGAGUUUUUUAAGUGUAACUCCAAUUUUAAAUCAUUUUUGUUAUCGUCAAAUGUUAUAUUAUGUUGUGUUAUAUAAUAUAAUAAAUAAUAAAAUGUGAUACAUACUGUAA
This is a messenger RNA of Leptidea sinapis, 4197 nucleotides long. RefSeq names its product tyrosine-protein phosphatase non-receptor type 11-like (gene csw). Bases 425 to 2296 code for a protein of 623 amino acids. Gene Ontology annotation, biological process: protein dephosphorylation. Gene Ontology annotation, molecular function: protein tyrosine phosphatase activity. The record is from RefSeq and is a predicted model, not a curated record. Lineage: Eukaryota; Metazoa; Arthropoda; Insecta; Lepidoptera; Pieridae. The transcript is spliced from 2 exons.